Nothobranchius furzeri (turquoise killifish) is the source of this 1836-nucleotide messenger RNA. Its product is annotated as ethanolamine kinase 1. Gene Ontology annotation, molecular function: ethanolamine kinase activity. Gene Ontology annotation, biological process: phosphatidylethanolamine biosynthetic process. Gene Ontology annotation, cellular component: cytoplasm. Lineage: Eukaryota; Metazoa; Chordata; Actinopteri; Cyprinodontiformes; Nothobranchiidae. The record is from RefSeq and is a predicted model, not a curated record.
CAUGAACAUUGACCCUUAAUAAUGCAGCUGGAUAAUUUCUGACUCUCACAUGAAUCUGAAACGUUGCUGCUCAGUGAUAGGUCAUUUACCCUGCACUGGACCAACAGGAAUUAAGAUCUGACUGACACAAGUGAUACUUGGAUCUGGACACGGUCUGAAAACAGAAUUAUUGAGAGCUUUAACACAUUAAGUAGAUUUAAGGUACAUUAUACUGUUGAAAAUGGAUGGUGAACUUGCUGGUGCAGAAAAUCAGCUUCUUCAUGUGAACAUUUACAUUGAUGAGAGAGAACCUCGCAAGGGAAUCUUGGAGCUUCUGAGCAGCCUUCGUCCUCAGUGGAACGCACCGGACAUUCAGCUGAAGAUGUUUACUGAAGGCAUCACUAACCAGCUGAUUGGCUGCUACGUGGGCUCUCUCCAGGAGGCUGGCUGUGUUUUAGUGAGGCUCUACGGCAAAAUGACAGAACUCUACGUGAACCGCGAUCGGGAAGUGGAGAUGUUCCAGGUUUUCCAUACUCAUGGCUGUGGUCCGGAGAUCUUCUGCAGCUUCCAGAAUGGCAUAUGCUAUGAGUUUAUGAGAGGAAAAGUGCUGGAUGAUGAGUUGCUACGGCAACCAUCCAUCUACAGAUUGAUUGCAGCUGAGAUGGGAAAAAUCCACUCCAUCCAGUCAAGGCGAGGCCAGCCAGAGAAACCUCUGCUCUGGACAAAAAUGUCCCACUUCCUCUCUCUGAUGCAGCGCAGUGUCCACACCUGCUCAGCUGAGCAGUGGUGCACCAACAGACCCGCAGCUCUACGAGAGACACCCAGCUUGGAGACUUUGUUGAGGGAAAUGGAGACUCUGAAGAGACACCUCUCAGGCAUAAACUCACCGGCUGUUCUCUGCCACAAUGAUCUACUCACAAAAAACAUCAUCUACAACCAAAAAGAAGGAACCGUGAAAUUCAUCGACUACGAGUAUGCAGAUUACAACUACCAGGCUUUUGAUAUUGGCAAUCACUUCAACGAAUUUGCUGGUGUGACAGACGUGGACUACAGCCAGUAUCCGAGCCAUGAGCUGCAGAGGGAUUGGCUGACAGCUUAUCUGGAGAGUUACAAACACAACACGGGACGAGAGGUCACAGUGUCAGAGGCUGAAGUUACACAGCUCUACGUUGAAGUCUGCAAAUUUUCACUGGCAUCAAACUUCUUCUGGGGUCUUUGGGCCAUCCUGCAGUCCCGGUUCUCCUCCAUUGACUUUGACUUCCACAGGUAUGCUAUAGCAAGACUAAACUACUACUUUGAGAAGAAAGAGGAAUAUUUUGGGCUGACAGUGAGCCAGCUAACCUGCUCUACUCUAGAGGAAAACAUCUGAAUAAUGGACUCCAUCGCUUUUUCAUCACAUCAUGAUGCUACAUAAACUGGAAAUGGAAUAAGCCAGUAAAAGUCCUCGCCCUUGUUUGUUGUUUCAGUCUGUAGGGAGAGUUAAUGUGUUUUGCUAUAUCUGUGAAUUAUAAAAAUAUUUGUUUGACCACAGUCACUACGCCGAUAACCCAUUUUGGCAAAUUCAGACAAAGUCCUUGCCAGAAAAACAUUAAUUGCUCCCACAGCCAAGUUGCAUAAAACCACAGAAAACUGAGGCUGAUCAUAAAAUCCAACCAAGUGUAUACCACAAUUCUGAUGGAAAACAAGUUUCCACUGCAACUUAUUUAAAGUUGAGUAUUAUUUGAAAAAAAAAAUCUCUUUUUUCAGAGCAAGUUAUAAAACCCUCAUUAUUGCAAAGGUUUGUAUUUUAGUGAAAUAGAAAAUUCAAGCUUGUAUAAAUAGUGUGUAUAUAAAGCAUACUUUUUUGUGUUACUAUUA